Messenger RNA from Bolinopsis microptera, 3380 nucleotides. Its product is annotated as protein ILRUN-like. Gene Ontology annotation, cellular component: phagophore assembly site. The record is from RefSeq and is a predicted model, not a curated record. NCBI's taxonomy places the organism in Eukaryota, Metazoa, Ctenophora, Tentaculata, Lobata, Bolinopsidae. Bases 19 to 666 code for a protein of 215 amino acids. Gene Ontology annotation, biological process: macroautophagy. The transcript has 7 exons. Gene Ontology annotation, molecular function: ubiquitin binding.
CAAAUAAUUUGAGGUAGCAUGACCAUGGAGGUGGAUUUAGAUCGUGAAUUGAUGAACUCAUUUAAAACCAUGAACACAACAGACCGUGAUGUUUUAAUAAAUGAAUUCCUCAGAGUUUUGGGUAGUCAACCUAAUGCCACGGAGGGUGAAUUUUAUCUUGAUAUGGCUAAUUGGAAUUUACAAGAGGCGGUGUCAGCUUGGAUGGAUGUUCAUCACCCCCGCAAUAAUCCUCUUGCCAUGAGAUUUAUACAGGACAUCACAAUUGGGGAAGGGGAAAGCAUACCACCUAACACAAAGUUCACGAAGACAUGGAGAAUCCGCAACAUAGGGAACGAAACUUGGCCUGCUGGAUGCACACUAAGGUUUACUGAUGGUGACCAACUCUCUACUUACACUCAGGUAUCUGUAGGACCAGUGUCUCCUAACGCUGAAGUUGAUAUAAGUGUAGAGAUGUGCUCACCCCCAGAUACAGGAAUGUUCCAGGGAAAGUGGAGAAUGUGCAACCCUGGAGGCAACUUCUUCGGAGAUGCAAUAUGGGUGAUAAUAUGUGUAGAUACUGGCGGUGUCCUGGGAGUAACACAACAACUUAAUUCCUCCUCAUUUGAUUUCCACAACAAUUCCGCAGAUUCCAACUUUUCUAAUCCCUUCAACAUGGGCAUGGAGUGAAACCUUGAGAGUGGAGCAAACUACCAACGUAUACUGUUGAGUAUUUGGUUAUUUAUUUGUACAUUUAGAACCAAACUACCCGGGCUUCCUUCAAGAGUGUAACCCACGUUUGUGUGCACACUUGCUCGUGUGCGCACUUGUGCGUAUGAUGUGUGCGCUCAAGUGUGUGGCUAACCAAUUUGUGUCAACGAACAAAUUAACAAUUUUUAAUGGGUCAAAUACAACAAUUUCUGGACAGAUUUGCCUCUUUUUUACGAACUCAGAGCUUGAUUAUGAUUAUGAUGUGAGUUCGAAAUUUCUUGUAUGCAUUUAUACACAGCAUAUAAAUUUAUAGCGCGAAUAUUUAAGUUUUAAGCUUACAAACUUCUACGUUUAUUUUUGGUUUGGACUGUUUAAUUUAAUGAAAAGAGAUGUUAUUUUGGUCUGUGGGUCAGAUCACUUAAAUAAUAUAAUACUCAAGAGUUGAACAAAUCCGGUGUACUUUAAAUAUAAAUGAAUCUUAGCUCUUAAAAAUGAUACUUGUGUGAAAUUUUAAAUUAUAGUUUUCAAUGUUACAAGUUCUGGUUAAAGAACACGAAGUUAACACCUCUUUUCAAUUAGGGGUCGUUCACAUAUUACGUAAUCACUUUUUGGCCAAUUUUUAACCCCCUCCAGCUCCCCCCUCCGUAAUCAUGUUUACACAUAGAGCUAUUGUGUCAAAAUUACACUAGCGUAAUCAUUUGGAAACCCCUUCCCCCCUCGGCUGAUUACGUAAUAUCUGAAUGAUCCCUUAUACAACGUGUUUUUUGAGUAUAACACUUUGAAUAUAUUUAAACUUUUGAUGUGUUGAAAAUGACAAUUGUGUACCAUUGUAACGAAUUCAUUGUAAUCUUACAUUAUUAUCAUAUUACCAAGAUUUUACUUUGAUUUUCUUUACUUCUUGCUUUAACAAAUUUAAAUGAAAUCUAGCUUUAUACAGCUCAAUUAUCGUAAAAAUGAAUUUCUUCCCACACAUAUAGUGUUAUACUAACUUUUAGCUAGCAUUAAGCAUAUGUCAACAUAACAUAACCAUACAUAAUUCAUGUCCGUUGUUUUGUACGACCUUAUCUCAUCUUACCUAGCUGAGCUAUUGUAGUUAUACAGUAGGCUUAUACUUCGAUGCCAGUCUCUAUCAACUCAGUUAGCAUUCUUAUUUAUUAAUUAAUCACUUAAUCAAUUAAUAAAUUACUUACCAGAUCAUCACAAUGUUCACCCCUAACUUUAACAUCGGGAUCCUCGGUCAUGUGGACAGUGGUAAAACCACCCUCGCUAAAGCGCUCAGUCACACAGCAUCCACUGCUUGUUUUGAUAAAAACCCUCAAAGCAAGGAACGAGGGAUUACACUGGAUCUUGGUUUUUCAUCUUUCACCAUCCCAUACCCAUCUCAUCUGGGUACUGAUCACGAGAACCUGUUGAUUACUCUGGUUGAUUGUCCUGGACAUGCGUCUCUUCUGAAGACGGUGAUCGGGGGCGCGCACAUCAUCGACUUGAUGAUACUUGUAGUGGACAUAAUAAAGGGUAUUCAGACCCAGACUGCCGAGUGUCUAAUAAUAGGGGAGCUGACUUGUGAUAAGUUGCUGGUGGUGCUCAAUAAAACUGAUUUGAUUCCUGAGGACAAACGAGCGGAUAAAAUAGCAAAGGUUCGAAAGAAAAUUUCCAUGACCCUUUCAAAAACUAAGUUUAAAAAUGCUGAAAUCAUUUCCUGCUCUGCAGCAGAAAAGGAGGGAGUAGAAAACCUGAUCAGCAUCAUAUCAAACAGUGUUGUCAUAGGACCUAGAGACUUCAGUGGAGAUUUCGUGUUUUCUGUGGAUCAUUGUUUCGGGGUAAAAGGUCAAGGAACAGUUUUAACGGGUACCUGUUUAUCAGGCUGCAUCGGUCUAAACGACACAGUUAAAAUAUCCAACACAAAACUGGAAAAGAAAAUAAAAUCAAUCCAAGUGUUCAGGAAAUCAGUAGAUAAGUUAUAUCAGGGAGACCGAGCUGGGAUCUGUGUUGCACAGUUUGAUCCGAAACUAAUAGAACGUGGUCUGGUUUACACUGGGAGUGUGGUAAAGACUGUGUACGCUGUGAUUAUUGAUAUCAAUAAGGUGGCUUAUUACAAGGGCAGUAUCACUACCAAGAUGAAGUACCAUGUCAGUAUUGGCCAUGAAACUGUCCUUGCUAAAAUCACAUUCUUUAAAACAGAAGAGGGUUCUUCAGAAGCACCCUUCAACAUGAACCAUAACUAUCUUUACCAAGAUACGUACUCGGAGGGGGAUCGUGGAUUUGCACUUCUACAAUUUGAGCAUCCUGUGCUCUGUGUUGAAGACAGUAUGGUCAUCAUCUCCCGACUUGACAUGGACAUUAACACACCCGCAUGUAGACUAGCCUUCUAUGGAAGACUUCGUCACAUCUACACCUCACAAGACUACUCAGACAAUCAGCUGUCAGAUCUGAGGAUAUUCAAGUAUAAGGAGAGGGAAGGGCAGGUGGAGCGGAUGAAUGAUGAGUAUACUGUUAUUGGAAAAGAUCUGUUCAAGAAGGAAACUGAUAUUGAUCUGUUUUCCCAUCUGGCAGUGAACCUGUCCACAGGGGAGUUGGGUAAGAUUGAGGGGAGUUUUGGGCAGAGUGGCAAGUUUAAGGUUUACGUACAGGAUGGGUUGUCGGAAAAAACAAAACUCUUGCUUGCUUCUAAAAAGAAGAAGGGUAAAGACAAU